Thlaspi arvense is the source of this 2129-nucleotide messenger RNA. Lineage: Eukaryota; Viridiplantae; Streptophyta; Magnoliopsida; Brassicales; Brassicaceae. The record is from the annotation of a GenBank genome assembly.
AUGAUGAUGAUGAUAUCUCUUCAGUUCUCCACUCCAUCGCUAUCUUUUCUCACAUCUGAUUCCAAUUCCAAAUUUUGCGAGACAACGAAGCCUGCGCCGCCGUUAGAUUCCGGUGGCGGUAAUGACGGAGGAGGCGAUGGUGGAGAUAACGGUGAUGACGACGGAGAGGUGGAGGGUAAAAACAGGCUGUUGCCGGAAUGGCUAGAUUUCACGUCGGACGAUGCCAAGACUGUAUUCUUGGCUAUAGCUGUAUCGUUGGCGUUUCGAUAUUUUAUUGCAGAACCCAGAUACAUUCCUUCCUUGUCCAUGUAUCCUACUUUUGAUGUCGGAGAUAGACUGGUUGCAGAGAAGAAUGCUGUUUCAAGGUUUCACACUUGUUGGUUUUGUGGUUUGUUACAAAUGUUCAAGCUUUUACAUGUUGAGGAUGAGGUGAGUUAUUAUUUCAGGAAGCCUUGUGCGAACGAUAUUGUAAUCUUCAAAAGCCCACCUGUUCUUCAGGAAGUUGGGUACACUGAUGCAGACGUAUUCAUUAAACGGAUUGUAGCAAAAGAAGGCGACCUUGUUGAGGUUCAUGAAGGGAAACUGAUGGUUAACGGUGUUGUUCGAAAUGAAAGUUUCAUCUUAGAGCCUCCUGGUUAUGAAAUGACACCAAUUGUAACGGGUACCAGAAAACUCGGUCUUUGUGAUGGGUGAUAACCGGAAUAACAGUUAUGAUUCGCACGUGUGGGGUCCUCUGCCUUUGAAGAAUAUUAUAGGACGGUCAGUUUUUCGGUAUUGGCCACCAAAUAGAGUAAGCGGUACAGUGCUAAAUGGUGGAUCAUGUGCUGUGGAUAAGCAAUAGAAGCAUAUUGGAAUGUUUUUGAUUUCGCAUUUGAAACCAAACGAAAAAAACAAUGUAGUAGUACAAUUUUUUGUGAAGAAAUGAAGAGAAAGAUUGCACAUUUGAAUUUGGAUUUGCAGGUAGAGAAAACAAAGAAUGUUUAUUUGCAUAGUGAAGAAAACAAAAACAAAAAAAGAAGAGUUUUACUUGGUAUUGAGUUUACAGGUCUUAUGAGUAAAUUGUAUUGGUUUUGUGGUUUUGGAGGAAGAGAUGAAGAAGGAGCAUGAGAUGUGAUUCAGGUGCUUCGACUUCACAAGCUUUCCCAAAAGAUUCCCUUGUGAUCUGAUCUCAAACUCCAACUUCACCGGAACUCUUCCCUUCUUGUCGGAAGCAGCUAAGUUUGGUCCUGCUCCAUACAGAGGAACCUCUACGCCUAUGAGCUUCACAAUGGCUAUGUGCUUACUCUUUCUUGGUUGGUAAUAACUCUUAAGCUUCACAAAUGGCGAGAGUGAGAGCAGAGAAGGUGAGAUUGAAAGCAGAAGAAGAGACAUGGAUACCAAAGUAAGGAGCAGGACUGUCUAUUGUCACUUUCACUGAGCUGUUAAAGCUCAGAAUCUUGGUGGCGACUCCUGUUCUGUCUAUACCUACUCCGUAGUAAAAGCUAUGGAGAUUAAAGCUCUUGACAGAGACGAUAGGAGAGAAAGGAUGAGAAGCUCCCCACAAAACAGAGCAGAAAACAGAGAACACAACCACAAUCCCUAAUAUCACCAUCACGGCUCUGCAUUGUCCCACAGAUAAUCCUCUGUUGCUAUCUUCAUAAACUUCCUCUUCAUCAAUCGUGUAAGGCCUCUCAAGCCAAUACAUGUCUCUCCUCCGAGAGCUUCCUUUCCACCGGAAUCCCACACCGCUGGUUCCAUUGGAGGUUCGGCUUGAGGAAGAGAGACGUGACUCCGUGAGGAUGGUGUAGUUUGGGGUUUGAAUCUGAAUCAAGGAAGCAGAGGAAGAUGAUUUAUCACCAUCGUAUAGUACUUGGGACACGCUUGAUGGGCUCUCAACGUAGUAAGCUUGUUUUGGUGAUGAAAUCGAUAGGUCUAAGCUUGUUCUUUCUGAUUCAGACGUUGCGUCCAUCAUCUUACCUCUUUUUUUCUCAGUGGUUUUUUCCUGACGAACAACUCUGUUUAUUAGUUCUUAGAAGAAAAGUUCUUCCAAUUUUUUCUCCUUGAUCUACUCACUCAGUUUUAGUGUUCCACAAUUGGUUGAUUCUAUACUACGUGUCAUUUUCAUUUGUAUUCUCCAAAAUAUUAAUUCC